AUGAGUGAUCGCAUUCAAAAAUUUGUCGAUUAUUUGCUCGAUACGGAAACAACAUCGAACAUUGUAUUCAAUCAAGAUAUUAAGAAAAAUAACGAACUUUUUCAUUUACGCUAUCGAAACGAUUUUGAACAAGUUGUUAAUGAAAAGCUGCAACUAUGGCGAAAUAUUAAUCGAGCUGAGCAAAGCGCAGCUGCUGAUAAUAUCAUAAAAAAUGAUGGUUUUGCCGAAUCGUCGGGAACCAGUUCAGAAGAAGAAUCAUCGUCCGAGGACGAACAAAAGAAACCAGUACCAAUAGAAAAAGUUAGUAUUCAAGCAAUUUCAUCAGCACCACAAUUCAAUGCUUAUGUCAACAUCGCUGGUCAAUGUGAACGACUUCUUCAAUUUCUUCAAUAUAGUCAACGACACACCAGUCACAUGAGUGAUCUCUAUUUUCGAACACUAAAGCAAUGUGUUGAAAGUGAAAAUGAGAAAGUGGUUACGGCUGCUUUACAACAAAUUCUACUUCAUUUAUCCGAAGAUAUGGACAGUAUACAAAAUAAACAUAUUAAUCUGAUAAAAUCUCUUCUAUCAAAUAUGCCAUCUGGAACUAUUUCAGAAACACAUAAACCUAUUUUGGCUACUAUUAAAUUACUUCUUUCCCCUACCCGAACUGAAAAUGAUAUGAUGACGAUCUCUGGAAACAAUAUUGAAAUCAUUUAUCCCUAUUUUUCUUGUUUUCUCGAUGUUCGUCGUGAAUUUCGUGAUAGCACGCAUUAUUUUAUUGAUGGUGACUCGUUUCUUUUAUCCAUGGCUCAUCAUAUCAAUAUUGAUCUUGUCUCAUUUCAUGGUAAUACAAUUCAUCUUAUUUUUCUAAUUGAACGCAUUCUUCUGACACUUUUCAAUCAAGCACAUCAAUGCAAUUAUACACUUGUCUUUUUCGAUUGUCAUUAUCAAAUUUAUCAAUAUCAAACACCAAUUCUUGAUCUUCUUCGUUCUUGUUUAAUUACACACCUGUGUAAGAAUGUCAAUAUAUAUGGUACAUUGAAAGUUCGUCAAUUUGAUUCGUGGCUUAGCAGUGAUUAUGCUAUAUUUGUUAAAGAUGAAAAGCCUAUGUUCAUGUUCUACAGUGAUAUGUCAAAUCUGAGUAAUAGAACUAGUCCAUUAUUAUCUGAAAGUGUCCUUCGACAACUUGUCUUCGUUUACCGUCUCUUCGGUAAUUAUCAUCAAUAUACUAUUGAUUGCCAUCUCUAUUUAAUGAACAAAUUGAUGUUAACCGAUACAUUAGUUCAAUGUUUUAAAAUCGAUUUUAUACGACCAUGUCCAAUGCACCUGUUCAGAAAAGUUUUACAGAGAGUACCAUUGAAAUUCACUUCGACUACGAUCGAAAAAAAGGAUCGACUGUCAUUAGAAAAAUUGUGCCAUGAAACAGCUCAAGGUGAUGUGCGUCUUUUUCUUUAUCUUAAAUCGAUCAUGCAUUUGAUGAAAGAAAAAAAGGAGCAGAAAGAAGUACAAUUACUUAAUCUUUUAAUUCCUUUACUUCUUCUUCAUGUCGGUCUUCUUAUUCGUCUAUCUUUAGUUGAUCGUCAUCUUCCAUCAUCAUUUACUUCGGACUCUUUUAAUCCGAUGUUCUCUGAACUCAUUUGCCAAUUUCAAUUGCGUCUCUCAUUAUCUCUGUCAUCAAAUUGUUCAACUCUCUCAUGGGCCAAAAUAACCGAUUUGUUUGAUGGACGUCUAUUUGCUUUUACUUUAAAACAGAUAAAUGAAUCUUCAUCGAAUCUUCGUUUUGAUUCAUGCACAUUUGACAUGGUGAAACAGAGUUUAAACCUAUUGAAUAUAUACUCGAACAAAAAUGAAUUUGUAAAUCCAUUUGAACAAAUAAUUCUAUCAAAGAACAUUAUUUAUAUGUCAUCAUCAUCAUCAAAAUUGGCUAAACAAGUGACAACGAGUAAAGAACAACAUCAACAAAUAGCCAAAAUCUCCAAUCCAUUUAUCGACACUUUUUUAAAACCGAUUAUUUCAUCAAAGAACGACGAAUUCUCAAUUGAUUUCAUCGAUUCGAAUGAUUGCAGCCGGGCACAAUAUCAAGAUAGAGUAACAUUUUUGAAGACUUUAUUUGUCUUUAGCUACGAAUAUUUUACUCUCUACGGUAAAUCACUCACGAGCCGAGACAUAAAAGACAGUCAAAUGCAGAUCACCCUUCCAACUGCUUCGAUUCCAACAUCAACAAGCGAAGAAACUUCAGUUGCUACCAUAAAUGCUAGUGGUAAGAAGAAAAAACAAUCGAAAGAGAUUCAUCAAACCAAGGCUCAAAAGAUUAUUGAAGAAAAUAAAAAACGCCAGGUCGACAAACUUACUGCUGAGGAAACGGACAAGUUCACAAAUAUAGAAACUCGACUGCAACAGAUUCCACGCGAUAAUAUUCUCGAAGCGAUCGAGUUCAUCGAUAGACAUAUGAUAUUUUUUAAAACAUCAGUAAAUCGUCUGAAGUUACUUAAGCAAAAAUUCGAUUUACAACGAAAGUAUUUAAAUAUACUCCGAAAUCAAAUUGUUUUGGCGAACGAAGAUCGAUCAAAACUGGAUUUACUCGAAAUAAAUUAUUUUGCUACAAUGGCUGAAAUUACUCAUCUGGAAAAUGUUGUUGAUGUGUUUAAUGAAAAGAAAAUAUACAUGGAAGAGCUUGUAAAUGAUCCACAAUUGGAUAGAGAAAAAUGGUAUCGAUUUCAACUUGAAAAGGUCAACAGUCGAUUGCCACGAUGUGAACAAGGCGUGGCUGAUAGCAGAACACCCGAUUUCAUUCCGGACAAAUGGCAAAUCGAGUUUCUUGAUGCUGUUGAUAAACAUCAAUCGAUUAUUAUCAUAGCACCAACUGCUUCGGGCAAAACGUAUGCAUCUUACUAUGCCAUGAGCAAAGUAUUGGAAAAAAAAGAUGCGAUCUGCGUAUAUGUAGCACCGACCAAAGCACUUGUAAAUCAAGUUGCUGCUACGAUCUAUUCUAAAUUUGGUACUGUAUUUGGCAUUUUUACACGAGAUUUUCGUAUGAACAUGGGAACAUGUCGCAUCUUAGUAACCGUACCACAAUGUUUUGAAAUUCUUCUCAUCUCUCCAACUUAUCAACGUUGGUGUAAACGAAUUCAAUAUGCGAUCUUUGAUGAAAUCCAUUGUAUGUCCGGUGAACUUGGUUCGGACGUGUGGGAACGAACAAUGUUACUCAUCAACUGUCCCAUGAUUGGCCUAUCAGCUACAGUGAACAAUGGUGAUGAAAUACGUCAAUGGAUAGAAAGUAUCGAGCAACGACGAGCUACUCUAUUUCAAAUGUCGACACCUCGUUCCGUAUGUUUCAUUGCGCAUUACGAGCGUAUGGCUGAUUUGAAUAAGUAUUUGUAUGCGGAGCGACAAUUGCAUCCUAUUCAUCCGGUAGGUCUUAUGAAUGCGGAACAAUUGAUAAAUCGAAGCUUACCGAAAGAUUUUUUUAUGUCACCUUCUGAGACUGUACGGCUCAGUGAUGCAAUGCAAAAAACAAUAACUAAUAACACGGAUAUUGUAAAUGACGAUGUCGAAUAUAAACCUGUAUCGACUUUAACUGAAUAUUUUUCACCUGCUUGGAUCAUCGAACGAAAUGCGUGCAAUCAUUAUUCACGUCUUGUCUGUAAUCAACUCAAUCGUUUAAUUAUGAAAAAACAAAAUUCUGCCAUUGAUGCUAUUACAACAUCAAUUCAUACUGCCGAUUUAAGUAAUAUUAAAUAUCCCGAAAUAAAACCAAUGUCAUCUCUCAUCGUCGAAUUCGUAUUAACAUUAAAAGAAAAAAACCUUCUACCAUGUAUUGUAUUUUCGGAUAGUCGAUCGAUAUGUGAAACGAUGGCUAAAACGGUAGCGGCUUAUUUUGUCAAGAUUGAACGUGAAUUGCGACAAACAAAGUACAAAAAGCAGAUUGAUCAAGUUAAACUACGAUUACAACAGAUUGAAAAAGCUGAAAAAAUGAAUCUUGCUUUGAUCAAGAGUAUGAAAAAAACAUCGUCAGGUAAACGAAGAGCGAAGAAUGAGGAGGACACUGAUGGUGGUAAUAAUAUCUAUGAGAAACAAAUGAUGCUUAAUGAUAUUAUUAGUGGAACACAAUUGUCCGGACAUGAAAAAGCUUUACUUUGUGGGAUAUUGGAGGAAGGAACAUUGGCCAAUCGACAUGGAUAUGAUGAAGAAUUAGUCGAACCAUUAUUGACACGAACUGAAAUUGAAAAUUCAAUGUUAGUCAGGUUGAUGAGAAGGGGUGUUGCCUAUCAUCAUGCUGGGUUGAAUAAUAAAGGUCGAGUAGCUGUCGAAGCACUCUUUCGUAAUCGAUACAUUCAAAUUGUUUUCUCUACAUCAACACUCGCAAUGGGUAUUCACAUGCCAACAAAAACCGUCGCUUUUCUUCAAGAUUCAAUUUUUCUCGACGCUCUUCAAUAUCGGCAAUCAUCGGGUCGUGCUGGUCGUCGUGGUUUUGAUAUCGAAGGACAUGUGGUCUUUAUUGAUAUUCCUCUUUCGAAAAUUCGUCAUUUAACCAUCUCAGUCAUACCUAAUAUUGAAGCACACUUUCCAUCGUCAGUGACAUUUCUCAUGCGUCUUCUUCAAUUAUGCUCAUGUGCACAAGAUUCCAAAGAUGCUAUUAAUCGAUCAUUGGUUGCACUCGAGUGUCCAUUUAUUCUUCAAUCAGCUAGUAAACAUGUUUUAGUUGAUAUUCAAAUUCGUUUUCAUUGUUUACAUACACUUGACUUUCUUCAUCGACUCAAUUUAGUCAAUGCGAAUGGGGCUCUAAUCGGUCUUGCAGGACUUUCAACCCAUUUACACUACUUCGAACCAGCAAACAUUUUACUUGUUCAUCUAAUGGAUACCAGACUUUUUCACGAAAUAAGUGAUUAUAGUGAAAUUGUCAUCAUACUUGCAUAUGUUUUUACAAAGAAGCCUUGGCUAAUAACGCACAAACAAUUCGAAACUCUCUCAUUAGCAAGACGAGAAGAAAUGUUCAAUUCAAAAUUAUUCUUACCACCGAUAUCAAGAGAUUUUCGAGUUCGAGUUGAAUUGUAUAAUUCUAUUGUGAAAGAUGUUUAUGGUUUCUACAUUGAAAAUGUGACCCGACGAAUGCGUUCGUUUGCUAAUGGUCAAGAAUAUGUUUUACCUUUCUCCAAUAUUUCAUUUACUGAUCAGGCUGUUUACGAUAAUGGAACAUUCGAGUACGAUCUUCAUCAUCAUCGCUCGCAACAAACUCAGAAUCCUUCAAUAUCGCCAUUUGCCGGUCCAUCGGGUCUCACACAUGAAAAAUAUAUGUUGAACUAUAAUUCAGUUGUUGGUUCAUGGGAUCUUGCUUUCAAUCUCGACUUAUCAACACGAACUGUUCCAUUUGCCGAUCUGGAUUGUCGUGAUCAUACCAAUUCGAUGUAUUAUCUCAAUAGUUACGCAUUGGAUUUUUUUAAUCAUGGUUCAGAACAGUUACUGGAAGACGAAAACGAAUUACAACACGGCGAUAUAUACAAUCUUCUCUUAGAUUUUAAUCUUGUUCUUUCAUCGAUUACUUGA
Molecule: messenger RNA, 5526 nt
Organism: Adineta steineri
Lineage: Eukaryota; Metazoa; Rotifera; Eurotatoria; Adinetida; Adinetidae
Source: the annotation of a GenBank genome assembly